Alnus glutinosa is the source of this 594-nucleotide messenger RNA. RefSeq lists its product as uncharacterized. The transcript has a single exon. The record is from RefSeq and is a predicted model, not a curated record. Lineage: Eukaryota; Viridiplantae; Streptophyta; Magnoliopsida; Fagales; Betulaceae. Gene Ontology annotation, molecular function: RNA-DNA hybrid ribonuclease activity; nucleic acid binding. The coding region runs from base 1 to 594 and encodes 197 amino acids.
AUGGGUUUAAUGGAUGUGUUCUCUCACGAGAUUUUGUUGAGGAGAAACAAGCUUAUUUUUGAAUCAUUCUUCACCCACCCUCAGGUGGUUUUUAAUGAAGCAGUAGCAUCUAUAGAAGAGUACCACAGGUAUAACAGAUGUGAGGAUGAACAGGUCAAUAUAAAUGGGGUGCCGAGUUCUACCAGGCCUUCUAUGAGUUGGAAACCUCCACCUUUGGGUUUUAUUAAAGUAAAUUGGGAUGCCUUAGUAAAUGCUAAAAAGAAAUAUAUUGAAAUUGGUAUUGUGGCUAGAGACAACAAUGGCAAUUUUUUGGGUGCAAGGGCUGUUACAAAAUCCGUUGUGGUGACACCCAAAGUUGUAGAAGCUAUGGCGGCUUUAGAGGCUGUUCUGUUUAGUAAGGCAGCAAGUUUUUUUGAGGUAAUUUUAGAAGGGGAUGCAAAACAAGUGGUUGAUGAUGUAAAUUAUGUAACCCUAAAUCUAAAUACUGCGGGCCAUUUUGUUGAAGGGAUAAAAGCAGAGCUACAAGGUUUAAGAUAUGCUUCCAUGGUCCAUGUGGGUAGAGAGGCUAAUAAUGAUGCUCAUUGUUUAGCUUAG